This is a messenger RNA of Entrophospora sp. SA101, 411 nucleotides long. Lineage: Eukaryota; Fungi; Glomeromycota; Glomeromycetes; Entrophosporales; Entrophosporaceae. The record is from the annotation of a GenBank genome assembly.
AUGGAUAAAAAUGAGAACACAAUUGCGUCAAUAUGCUUGAAUGAAACACCACCAUACAAUGAAACAAAUAUUGAUACUCUUUUAUGUUGGUGGAAAACUUGUGGGGAUGGAACUAAACAUAAUCCAGGUGUUCUUUCAACUUUAGCAGUUAAAUUACUUUCUUUUUUUGAUUUCAAAUGCAAAACAAGAAUUGCAAUAUUAUGGUGUAGAUUGACAGAAGAAGAAUCGUUGGGUGUUUUUCAAGAAGCUGCUUUGGUAGCUGAAAUUAAUGAUGAUUUAGAAGAAUUUGAUUCAAAUAGUGAAGAAAAUGAAGAAAAUGAUGAUAAUGACACAGAUAGCAAUAAUGAAUAUGAUGAAUUUGAUGAAGAUGAAUUUGGAGCAGUAUUUCUACAAAGUUUACAGAAUGAAUAA